GAAAAUUCCAAUAUUGACCGUAACCCAGUUACGUGAUUUUUACUAUGAUGCCGAUAAAUUUUUCAUUACCACUAUACCUUUUUAGGGUUUCAAUAAUAAUUGCAUCUUCUUUAACUUAAUAAAAUUAAUUGUUUUAAUGGUAAGGUAGUUUAAUGCAAGCCAAUUACUUAUUACCCGAUAUGGCCGUUAAACGUCCGUCUAAUUUAUUGUUUGGCACUAAUUUAAAUUUAAUUUUUUCAUUUUGUUUGCCCAACAAGGAUUUAUUUGUUAAUUAUAAAAUGGAAUUUUUGUAAAAUUUAAAAUUAUGUAUCCCAAUAGUAAAUGAUUUGAGAUCAGAUUGAUCAGAAAUUAUGACAUAUCGCAUCAGAUAGAAAUGAGAAACAGCUACUCCAGCUGAAUUCCGUAUCUAAGCCAAUCAGACAUGUGAAAUGAAGAAAAAAAUAAUUCGGAAGAUUGGAAGAAACCCAUAGAUAAGUACCCAUUACAUGCUCUACUUACUAGUCACAUUAGCUCAAAAUAAGGCAAUGAAAAUGGAAAGAUCCAUGCUGCCUUUAAGCGAUCAUAGUAAGAAACGAAGAAUCAGGCAAAAGAACUUAUUGAUAAUGCUAUCUGUAUCAUCGUAAAAUUAAAUAAGAGACAAAAGAUGGACUAGAAACGUGCAAACAAAAACCAAAAGAAGACCAAUUAGAUAAGAAUAAUAAGGGUAUCAAUAGCAGAUAUCGAAGAUUUUUCUUAAAAAUACAUCAAAUCAGAUAAUUUACACCAAAAAAGUCAAAACACAUUACAUCAUUGUCAUGUGAUAAGAUUCAUCAGACAUUACAACACUCGAAGUUAUCAGGACCGGACAAGCUGAUGGGCCAGUAGGUACCACUAAGCAGUACCGACAACUUUCUCCACCUGAUGGGGCUUCUUCACGUGGUACUCUGACGCCUCCGGUACCCAGCGGAGUCACUCAGACGGUCUUGGUCGACGGUCGCGGUCGUGGUACCACUUUUGAACGCUCAGCAGACGAUAUUUUAGUUAGUACCUUAAGACAAAAAAGGAUUUUUUUUUUGGUUACGAAGAUUUUGUGCCUGAGAGUGUUGGCUACCAGAAUUACCAUGGGACUUUUAGGAUUCGUAUGGUUAAUAUGGAUCGUCCCGCUACUUACCUUGGCCCAACUACCCCACAAACAGCAAAAUUUCAAUAUAAACACUUAUACGAAAAGCUUACCAGAAGAUAUUAAAUUGAUUGUAUCGAAAGCUUUGCGACUGGAGCGGAACCAUUUGGUACCGGAAUCAUGCGUCCAGGAGGACAGUGUCACUUGUCCUCCAAACAAAUACAGGACGCCGACUGGAGAGUGUAAUAAUGUGAGACAUUGGAGAUGGGGUAAUAGGGGUGCACCGUUUCUAAGACUUUUGCCUCCUAGAUAUGCUGAUGGAAUAUCCGCCCCAAAAGAAUCCGUCUCGGACAGCCCUUUGCGCAGCCCUUUGGACAUCUCGGUGUCCCUGCAAAACAUCGCUACGCAUGCGCACGAGUCUGUCACGGCCCUUUUGGGUGCCUGGAGUGAACUGUUGUUGCACGACCUCGCCAGCACCGGAAAUUUGAAGAGUCAAAGUUGCUGUGAUGAUGGAAAGAAGAAUCAUGGAGAGUGCUACGGGAAAUUGCCGAAUGGAGAGUGCAGGGAAUAUAUGAGGACAUUGCCUGCAGUGGAAAUGGAUAAUUGUGAUUUUAAAUACCGAAACCAAAUUAAUUUGGCCUCAUCUUUCCUGGACGGAUCAGCAGUUUACGGAAGCAACUACGCCAGCAUAGAAAAACUCAGAAAUUACGACAACGGCUUGGUAAACGUCUCAGCGUGUUCUUCUUGCCAGUCCAACGUUCUUUAUUCCGCAAUUUUAAAAGAACACAAUCGGAUUGCUAUCAAUUUGGCAAAUUUGAACCGACACUGGACCGACGAUGUAUUGUUCUACGAAAGCAAAAGGAUUGUUAGUGCAGAACUUCAACAUAUAACUUACAAUGAAUUCUUACCCACUUUACUGGGACAACAAUCGAUUGUCAAUUCGGAUUUGGAACUUCAAACUCAUGGAAGAUAUGCUAAGUAUUCGAGUUCUAGAAAAGCUGGAGUUUACAAUGAGGUUGCUCUAGGAGCUUUGCCAGCUUUAUUAUCCAUGCUUCCAAGAGAAUUGCUUAACAAGACCGCAGAAUCUUUCGCUGAAAUGGUAGACAUCCUCAUCAGCCUACCAGCUCAAGCACCAAGCAUGCACAUGGUAGUACCACUCCGUUCCGAUUGGGAUACUGCAGCACUUUUCAUUCAUAUGGGCAGAGAUCACGGAAUUCCUGGAUACACUAGCUGGCUUCAAUAUUGCAGCAACGUGACAUCACCUCAAUCUCCCACUUUCAACGACAUGCAAGCAAAUAUCAAGCCGGAAUAUGUUAAGGCUUUGAAAUACCUUUACGUUAAUCCAGAAGAUGUUGAUUUGCUUACAGGCGCUUUAAUGGAAACGCCUAAUCCUGGAUGUGUUGUUGGGCCAACAUUAAACUGUCUCUUAAAAGAACAAUUUACGUUGUUGAAAGAAUCCGAUAGGUUUUGGUAUGAGAAUGAUUUGCCUCCAAGCUCAUUUACUCCGGAACAAAUUAAAGAAAUUAAGAAAGUCACGGUGGCAGGUUUGCUUUGCGCUAAUACAGAUGACUUGGACAUGAUUCAGCCAAAGGCCUUUGUACAAGAAGAUACUUUUUUGAAUGCAAGAAUCAACUGUGACCAGCAUCCGUUGCCCAAUUUGGCUGAAUGGGCUGAAAUGGAUCAUAUGAGUGAUGUCAGUGAUGAAUUGCUUAUGCACGCUUUGGCUAAAGCUGAACAAGAAGUUUUGGCUAGAAGGAAGAUGGAAUAUAAGGUUUUUACUGAGAUUGGAGGUGUAGACCCAAAAUCUCCAGCAGGCCUAGCUGCCUCCUUCAGCAAGGCCGAUCCAGACGCUCUAAAAUUAGCCAACACCUCUCUAUUAUUUGAGUUUGCCUCCAAUGAGAUAGUCAAUUCUUUAUUGCACACUAGACGUCGCCGGCAAGUUUUCGACAAUCAACCAUUCGCCUCAGUUUUUAGAGACGACAUCAGUGAUGGUCUUCAGAACGUCGACAUUUCCUCGAUUCUUCCGCCGCAAAUUGCAAGUCCCGACCUGGAAUGCGAAGAAAAUGGUCCUUGCGAUCCCGCUUACCCUUACAGAUCUUAUUCCGGAUAUUGUAACAAUUUAAAAAGUCCUAAAUACGGUCAAGGAUUGACAACUUUUAACAGAUUACUGCCUAGUGCUUACGAUGAUGGUAUUUCAAAACCAAGGCAAAUUGGUGUCACUGGAGUACCCUUACCAAAUCCUAGAAUAGUAUCUAGAAAUAUUCAUCCGGAUAUUAGUAACUUGCACAAGAGAUACACUUUGAUGGUGAUGCAGUACGCUCAAUUCGUAGACCACGAUUUGACUAUGACUCCUAUUCAUAAAGGUUUCGACGAGUCCAUUCCCAGUUGUCGCCCUUGCGACAGUCCUAGGACAGUGCAUCCAGAAUGUGACCCUAUUCCUAUACCAGCAGGAGAUAGCCACUACCCUGAAUUUAACAUAACUACUGGAAAACCAAUCUGCCUUCCGUUUAUGAGGUCUUUACCAGGACAACAGCACCUGGGACCUAGGGAGCAAGUGAAUCAAAAUACUGCUUACUUGGAUGGCUCCAUGAUUUAUGGUUCAACCCAUUGCACUCUACAUAAACUAAAAGGAGCAAAUGGAAAAAUGAAUGUUACAGUACAUCCUACGCAAGGCAAAGAUUUGUUGCCAAGAGAUUCUCAUCCAGAAUGCAGGUCAAAGUCUGGAUUGUGUUUUAUUGCUGGUGACGGUAGAGCAUCAGAACAACCAGGCCUAACAAUGAUCCAUACAACAUACUUGCGUGAGCAUAAUAGAGUAAUGGAAGCUCUCCAAAGGGUUAAUCCUCACUGGGACGACAAUAAAAUCUUCGAACAGGCCAGAAGAAUCGUCGUGGCCGGCUUCCAGCAUACCACUUACAAUGAAUUCUUGCCACGGCUCUUAGGUUGGAACGCCAUCAAUUUGUAUGGCCUAAAGUUGCUGCCUCAAGGAUACUACAAAGAAUACAAUCCCAGUUGUAAUCCAUCGAUUUUCACCGAAUUUGCAGCUGCGGCUUUCAGAAUUGGGCAUUCGCUUUUGAGACCGCACAUCCCUAGAUUGGAUAGUAAUUAUGAAAUUGUCGAUCCUCCGCUUUUGUUGAGAGAUUUCUUUUUCAAUAUGGAUUAUAUGAUGAAUGAAGGACUUAUGGACCAAAUGGCUAGAGGCUUAGUAUCCACACCAAUGGAAACUUUGGAUCAAUUCAUAACAGGAGAAGUAACCAAUCACUUAUUCGAAGACAAGAAAAUACCAUUUUCUGGAGUUGAUUUGAUUGCACUUAACGUUAAAAGAGCAAGGGAUCAUGGAAUUCCUUCUUACAACAAUUACAGAGCCUUGUGCAAUCUUAAAAGAGCAACCACUUUUGAGGAUUUGGCCAGAGAAAUUCCAAUGGAAGUUAUCCAAAGAUUAAAAACAAUUUACCCUACUGUAGACGAUAUUGAUCUUUUCCCUGGAGGCAUGGCAGAAAGGCCUCUACAAGGUGGAAUUAUUGGACCUACUUUUGGUUGCAUUAUCGCCAUACAAUUCAGACAGUUGAGGAAAUGUGACAGAUUUUGGUAUGAAAACGAAGACCCCAUUGUGCGAUUUACUGAAGCUCAAUUAGCCGAAAUCCGUAAAAGCACUUUGGCAAAAACCCUCUGCGAUAACAUGGACGUGUUCAGCGACAUCCAACGAUCCGCUUUCGAUUUACCAUCAAAUUUCUUGAAUCCUAGAGUGCCUUGCAACUCUAUGCCAUCUAUAGACUUUAACGCUUGGAGAGAAACCUCUUCUGGUCAAGGAUGUAUUAUUGGAGGUAGGCACGUGCAAAUUGGGGAAAGUGCUUUCCCGAGUCCUUGCACCAGCUGUGUUUGUACUGCCGAUGGAGGCAACUGCGCUUCACUUAAAGUAACCGAUUGCAGUCAGUUGCUGCGUGAAUGGUCAAAGGACGCGAUUUCUAGAGACGAGGUUUGCGCAGCUCAAUGUGGUUUCCUGUUGAGAGAUGGUAAUAGGCAUCAGGUGCCUUUUGGGUUAGUUCCACCACCUCCGACGCGUAACAAUUUGAGAGGAAGAAGUCCGAAUAGGUUUCCUAGAUUCCCUGAUGGUACCAGCUCAGGGGUGGAUUUGAGUGGGUUUAAGUUCCCUAAUCUUAGUCCGUUUAUUUCUAAGUGAGUGGGUUUGAGAAGAAUUAUGCCAGUAAAUGAAUCACUGAAAAUUAAGACUUUGUACAAAUUACUAAAAAAGGGAAGUUUUGUCAAAAAAAAUCUAGUCCCUGUUUUUUUUUUUUAUUGACUAUAAUUUUAAUUGUUGACUAGUGUUAAGUGAAAAAAAUAUGAUAUUAUUUUUGUGUCAUAUAUUUGCCUCAAUUGAUUUUGAGUAUGAAACAGGAAGAUCUCGUAUUUAUUAGUAAAACUGUUGCAUAUUCAAAAUGUGUAAAGUGAGGUUUUUGUAAAUAUAUUGGUUAGGUUUAAGUGUUUUUACACUGCCAAAACUAUCAUUUUGGUACUUAUUUCUUAAUCUAGAAAUAAUAUUUUUGAGAGAAGUGUAUAAGGUAGAUAUACUUUCUAUGAUAUUUCUAGUGUAUAUUUGAAUUAUUUUUUUUAUAGGGCCCCUAUUGUAUAUUUUUUUUUAAUAUUUACAACCUGAAAUAUAUUUAUUUUUGAUUAA
This is a messenger RNA of Ceutorhynchus assimilis (cabbage seed weevil), 5771 nucleotides long. The record is from the annotation of a GenBank genome assembly. NCBI's taxonomy places the organism in Eukaryota, Metazoa, Arthropoda, Insecta, Coleoptera, Curculionidae.